AUGAUGGGGAUGUGCAGCCCAUGGGUGGUUCAGGGGAGUCUUUAUGGCCAGCUAUUGCUGACAGGUGAGGUAUCACCAAAGUGGGAGGGAAAGACAGAUGGAAUGAUCAUGGAUUUUCCAGGACACUUUGAGCAAAUCUUUCAGCAGCUCAACUACCAGAGGCUUCACGGCCAACUUUGUGACUGUGUCAUUGUGGUGGGAAACAGGCAUUUCAAAGCCCAUCGCUCUGUUUUGGCAGCAUGUAGCACACAUUUCCGAGCUCUAUUUACUGUAGCAGAAGGAGAUCAGACUAUGAAUAUGAUUCAGCUGGACAGCGAAGUGGUGACAGCAGAAGCUUUUGCUGCUCUGAUAGACAUGAUGUAUACUUCUACACUAAUGCUUGGGGAGAGCAAUGUUAUGGAUGUCUUGCUGGCUGCUUCUCACUUACAUUUGAACUCUGUUGUUAAAGCAUGCAAACACUACCUUACUACCAGGACGCUGCCAAUGUCUCCACCGAGUGACAGAGUUCAAGAGCAGAAUGCACGCAUGCAGAGGUCUUUCAUGCUCCAGCAGCUUGGACUGAGCAUUGUGAGCUCUGCGUUAAAUUCCACUCAGAGCACAGAGGAACAACCAAAUACCAUGAGCUCCUCGAUGAGAAGUAACAUCGAACAGCGCACUACUUUUCCUAUCCGUCGUCUCCACAAACGUAAACAGUCUUCUGAAGAUCGGGCCAGACAGCGCAUCAGGCCUGCUAUGGAUGAGUCUGUUUCCGAUGUGACUGCUGAGAGCGGGCAGUCAGUAGUUCAUUCACGGGAAGAUUUCUUCUCGCCCGAUUCACUGAAGAUUGUGGACAACUCUAAGGCUGAUGCUGUUGCUGAUAACCAGGAGGAUAAUACUAUUAUGUUUGAUCAGUCUUUCAGUGCUCAGGAAGAUGCUCAAGUGCCCAGCCAGUCUGACAACAGUGGAGGAAACAUUUCACAGAUGUCCAUGGCAUCCCAGGCAACACAGGUGGAAACCAGCUAUGACCAGGAGUCUGCUUCUGAGAAGAACAACUUCCCAUGUGAAAAUCCGGAGGUCAGUCUGAACGAAAAAGAGCACAUGAGGGUGGUAGUGAAGUCUGAGCCCUUGAGUUCCCCAGAGCCUCAAGACGAGGUGAGCGAUGUCACUUCCCAGGCAGAGGGCAGUGAGUCUGUUGAAGUGGAAGGAGGAGUAGUGAGCGGAGAGAAGAUAGAACUGAGUCCUGAGAGCAGUGAUCGUAGCUUUUCUGACCCACAGUCCAGUACUGAUAGGGUGGGAGACAUCCAUAUUAUGGAGGUGCCAAAUAACUUGGAACACAAGUCUACUUUCAGUAUCUCAAAUUUUCUAAAUAAAAGCAGAGGUGGUGGCUUUGGUGCUAGUCAAAACAGUGAUGACAACAUUCCAAAUACCACCAGUGACUGCAGAAUGGACAGUGAUGCCUCUUAUUUGAUGAGUCCAGAGUCGGGGCCUGCUGGUGGCCAUUCAUCUGCCACCGUCUCUCAUGUCGAGAAUCCAUUUAGUGAGCCUGCAGACUCUCAUUUUGUUAGACCAAUGCAGGAUGUGAUGGGUCUCCCCUGUGUACAGACUUCUGGGUACCGGGCGGCAGAACAGUUUGGCAUGGAUUUUCCACGGUCAGGCUUGGGCUUGCACUCCCUGUCAAGAGCAAUGAUGGGCUCAGUAAGAGGUGGAGCUAGCAGCUUUCCUGGUUAUCGCCGCAUAGCCCCCAAAAUGCCUGUGGUGACGUCUGUCAGGAGCUCCCAGCUGCAAGAUAACUCAUCCGGUUCCCAGCUGAUCAUGAAUGGGACCACUUCGUUUGAAAAUGGGCAUCCGUCACAACCUGGUCCGCCACAGCUGACAAGGGCAUCUGCAGAUGUCCUUUCGAAAUGCAAGAAGGCCUUAUCUGAGCACAACGUCUUGGUUGUAGAAGGUGCACGCAAGUAUGCAUGCAAGAUCUGCUGCAAGACGUUUCUGACCUUGACAGACUGCAAGAAACACAUCCGUGUGCACACAGGAGAAAAGCCUUAUGCCUGCCUGAAGUGUGGCAAGCGGUUCAGCCAGUCCAGCCACCUGUAUAAGCACUCCAAGACAACCUGCCUGAGGUGGCAGAGCAGCAAUCUGCCUAGCACUUUGCUUUAA
Balearica regulorum gibbericeps (East African grey crowned-crane) is the source of this 2133-nucleotide messenger RNA. Lineage: Eukaryota; Metazoa; Chordata; Aves; Gruiformes; Gruidae. The record is from RefSeq and is a predicted model, not a curated record.